GUCAUUUUUUUAUAUUUAAAACCCUAAUUAAUCGAAAAUCUCAAUUUUAAAAACAUUUUCUCCUAAUGAAUUUUACGUAAUUAUUCGUAAGUUUUAAUAAAUUAAAUUUUAAUAUAAAUAUCAAACACGAAACGAUAUCGAGAGGGUGGCCCUUAAUAGUUCCCCCUUUUGAGUUCUUUUGACGGUUAAUCCAACAAUUUGCUUACAUUUCCCCAUUCUUGUUUUCUCCGUUCACUGCUUCCUUUAUAUAUCGAACUUUAUCUUCUUUAACAAUCCCAUAAAAUCCAUCAAAUUUUUCUCUGUAAUCAUGGCUGCAUCAGCCUCUUCUUUUACUGCUAACAGUUUUUCGCAGCCCAUCAACUCCACCAGAUCCAUUGACAACAACAACAAGAAGACCCUUUUGGGAAAUCAGCUUAAAGAUAGCUCCUUUUUUCUUGGAUCAGCUAAGAAACUCUAUAUGAAGAAACCCUUUUCGUCUCAGAACUCGAAAAGCAGAUCUAUUGGUGUUUAUGCUGUUUCUGAGGUUGCUAAGAACAAGAAGCUCAAAACAGACUCACCACUCUCCAAUCUGUUAAUUACCAAGGAUGAAGGGUUGGAGUUGUAUGAAGAUAUGGUUCUUGGAAGAGCGUUCGAGGACAUGUGUGCCCAAAUGUAUUACAGGGGGAAAAUGUUUGGUUUUGUGCAUUUGUACAACGGCCAAGAGGCAGUCUCUACUGGGUUCAUUAAGCUACUGAAGAAGGAGGAUUCUGUGGUUAGCACUUAUCGUGAUCACGUCCAUGCAUUGAGCAAAGGGGUUCCAGCACGUCAAGUGAUGAGCGAGCUCUUUGGGAAGACCACUGGCUGUUGCAGAGGCCAGGGUGGCUCCAUGCACAUGUUCUCUAAAGAGCACAACGUUCUUGGUGGUUUCGCUUUCAUUGGUGAGGGUAUCCCUGUGGCAACAGGUGCCGCCUUCACUAGCAAGUAUAGAAGGGAGGUCAUGAAAGAGGCAGAUUGUGAUCAUGUAACUAUGGCCUUCUUUGGUGAUGGAACUUGCAACAAUGGCCAGUUCUUUGAGUGUUUGAACAUGGCUGCUCUUUGGAAAUUGCCCAUUAUAUUUGUUGUUGAGAACAAUCUGUGGGCAAUUGGGAUGUCUCACUUGAGAUCUACUUCAGAUCCUGAAAUUUGGAAGAAAGGUCCCGCCUUCGGGAUGCCUGGGGUUCAUGUUGAUGGCAUGGAUGUGUUGAAGGUGAGGGAGGUAGCAAAGGAAGCUGUUGCCAGAGCUAGGAGGGGCGAUGGUCCCACUCUGGUUGAGUGUGAGACUUACCGGUUUAGAGGACACUCUUUGGCUGAUCCAGAUGAGCUUCGUGACCCUGCUGAAAAGAACCAUUAUGCUGCACGAGAUCCUAUCAGUGCCUUGAAGAAGUAUAUGUUUGAGAACAAUCUGGCAAGUGAAGCAGAGUUGAAGGCCAUUGAUAAGAAGAUUGAUGAACUGGUUGAAGAAGCUGUCGAAUUUGCGGAUGAAAGCCCUCAUCCUGUUCGUAGCCAGCUGCUCGAGAACGUGUUUGCUGAUCCAAAGGGCUUUGGCAUUGGGCCUGACGGAAGGUACAGAUGUGAAGAUCCCAAGUUCACCGAAGGCACUGCUCAUGUCUAGGUCUCAAGGCACAUUCAGUAAUCAAUAAUAUCAGGUUCUAAGUUACUGAAUUAGUGAUUGCCAAUUAUACUUCUAUAUAAAGGUCUGGAAGUCCUCCUUAUUAGGAAGUUUGGUACAAAGGUACUUUAUUAUUUCAAUUUUAGUUCAAAAUUUUGUUGUUAUUAGUUUCACAUUGUUUUCAAGUUGUACUAUAUUAUGAACAACAAAAUCUAUUUCAAACACACAAUCUCUUAUUUGGAAAAACCAAGUUGUAUGGUUA
This is a messenger RNA of Solanum lycopersicum (tomato), 1889 nucleotides long. RefSeq names its product pyruvate dehydrogenase E1 component subunit alpha-3, chloroplastic. Gene Ontology annotation, cellular component: intracellular membrane-bounded organelle. The record is from RefSeq and is a predicted model, not a curated record. Gene Ontology annotation, molecular function: pyruvate dehydrogenase (acetyl-transferring) activity. NCBI's taxonomy places the organism in Eukaryota, Viridiplantae, Streptophyta, Magnoliopsida, Solanales, Solanaceae. Gene Ontology annotation, biological process: pyruvate decarboxylation to acetyl-CoA.